Molecule: messenger RNA, 639 nt
Organism: Rodentolepis nana
Lineage: Eukaryota; Metazoa; Platyhelminthes; Cestoda; Cyclophyllidea; Hymenolepididae
Source: the annotation of a GenBank genome assembly
AUGAAACUCUCUGACUUAAAAUUUGUCGGCAAAAAGCCUCCACCGGACCUGACUAAGACUCAAUUACUUCGUAAUCGUGUUAAAACUUUUUUGGAAAGCACUGAAAAAGCCGAACCUCCUACAGAUUUUGAAAAUCCAAAUGAUGGUGACCGUCAAAUAGAGCUGGAUAUAUUUCUUCCCAAAUCACAAGGAGAUAACGGCCUGCAGUUGCCACUUGAAAACCUAUCCGACGAUGAAAGCAGUGACAGUUCAUCUACUUCAUCUGAUAGCGACGUCGAAUCUAUAAAAGAGCACACAUACGGUCCUAUGGUCGAGGAAAUCGACUCCUCUGAUGAUUUGAUUCAUGACGAUAAUGGAUGUAGUAUUUCUGAUGAAGAAUUUGGAAGUGACAAUAAUUCGAAUGAAGCUUGUGGGAAUCAAACGCCACCACUUCUUGUUUCUGACAAUAACCAGGACAGUUAUCUCGAUCCUCGCUUAUCUGUCUUGGUAAACGCUUUGCUUUCUCCUGAGUUUAUUGAGAGUGAAUUUCCAAAAUCUAAACAGCCACUUAUUGAGGAGGUCUUGUCGAAAGUUGAAGUACCGUCUAACUCGGAUGAUUCCCCUCCUCCAAAACGCUUGAAAACGGAUAAUUGUGAUUAA